Molecule: messenger RNA, 4005 nt
Organism: Trichomycterus rosablanca
Lineage: Eukaryota; Metazoa; Chordata; Actinopteri; Siluriformes; Trichomycteridae
Gene: arhgap42a
Product: Rho GTPase activating protein 42a
Exons: 24
Coding region: 179-2824 (881 amino acids)
Biological process (GO): signal transduction
Cellular component (GO): cytoplasm
Molecular function (GO): protein binding; GTPase activator activity
Source: RefSeq, a predicted model, not a curated record
CAGAGAAUCGAGAUAGAAAGUUUUAGGAGUUGCAAAAGUACCAGUGAGACGUAAAAAGGAGAAAUCAGGACUGGAAAUACAUUAGCAGGAGCAGAACACUAAACAGGACGCGUGAAAGUGAAUAAAAGCGGUUUGCGGGUUAAAUUAAACUCUGAAUGAGUGUAUUGGUGGAGGUACAAUGGGAUUACCAGCACUGGAAUUCAGCGACUCUGUGGUGGACAGUCCAGACUUCAGAGAUCGACUCAAAUAUCAUGAAAUCGAGCUGGAUCGUACCAAUAAAUUCAUCAAAGAGCUUAUAAAGGAUGGAAACAUGCUCAUCAGUGCUCUUAAAAAUCUUUCUGCAGCUGUGCAGAAAUUUUCACAGUCCCUUCAGGAUUUCCAGUUUGAAUGUAUCGGUGAUGCAGAAACAGAUGAUGAGAUUAACAUCGCUCAGUCAUUGAAGGAAUUCUCCCAGCUGUUAAACACAGUUGAAGAGGAAAGACGCAGACUUAUACAGAACGCUGACGACGUCUUGAUCACGCCGCUGGAGAAGUUUCGCAAGGAGCAAAUCGGUGCUGCCAAAGAAGGAAAAAAGAAGUUUGACAAGGAAACAGAGAAAUACUACACACUGCUGGACAAACACUUGAACUUGUCCUCGAAAAAGAAAGAAUCCAUUUUACUAGAGGCCGAUUCCCAAAUCGGUAAGGAGCGCCAGAUGUUUUGUGAUGCUUCCCUCGAAUACGUCUUUAAGAUCCAGGAAGUUCAGGAGCGAAAGAAAUUUGAGUUUGUUGAGCCGCUCCUGGCUUUCCUCCAAGGACUGUUCACGUUUUACCAUGAAGGUUAUGAACUGGCACAUGAGUUCGAGCCGUACAAACAACAGCUACAGUUCAACCUGCAGAACGUAAGAGGCCACGUCAGGACAAGAAAUAACUUUGAGAGCACUAGACAGGAAGUGGAAAAUCUGAUGCGAAGGAUAAAAUCAGCGGAGCAGGAUUACAAAGCGCCAGGACAGUGGACCAUGGAGGGAUUUCUGUACGUGCAGGAGAAGCGUCCUCUGGGUUUCACAUGGAGUCGACACUACUGCACUUAUGACAAAGAGACCAAGAUGUUCACCAUGAGCAGCUCAGAGAUCAAAACUGGAAGCAAACAGAAUGGACUUGUUUUGAGCCCACCUGAGAUCUUCAAGCUGAAGUCCUGUAUCAGGAGGAGAACAGACUCCAUCGACAAGCGAUUCUGCUUCGAUAUUGAAGUGGUGGAACGGCAUGGCAUCAUCACCCUGCAGGCUCUGUCUGAAUCCAACAGACGUCUGUGGAUGGAGGCCAUGGACGGCAAAGAACCAAUUUACACACUCCCAGCACUCCUCAGCAAAAAAGAAGAGACAUUCCUAAAUGAGGCGGGUUUUAACUUUGUCAGGAAGUGCAUUCACCUCGUAGAGACAAGAGGUAUCCAGACGAUGGGCCUGUACAGAAUAGGAGGAGUGAAUUCCAAAGUGCAGAGACUGAUGACCUCAGUGUUCGCCGCCAAAGCUCCUGCAGACAUGGACCUGGACCCGGACACUUGGGAUAACAAGACAAUCACCAGUGGACUGAAGAAUUACCUCAGGUGUCUGGCUGAACCCCUGUUAACCUACAGACUCCACCAAGAUUUCAUCAUGGCAGUCAAAUCAGAUGAUCAGAACUACAGAGUGUGUGCCGUUCACGCUCUCGUCCACAAGCUGCCCGACCGGAAUAAAGAGAUGCUGGACAUCCUAAUCAAACACCUGCAAGUUGUAUCCACACACAGUCAGAAGAAUCUGAUGACCGUUUCUAACCUGGGUGUGAUCUUCGGCCCUACGCUGAUGCGCUCACAAGAGGAAACGGUGGCCGCCAUGAUGAACAUCAAGUUUCAGAACAUUGUGGUGGAGAUUCUCAUCGAGAACCAUGAGAAGAUCUUUCAUCAGUCUCCAGACCCCAACGUGCCUCUUCCUCAACCUCAAUCUGAGUCUCGUGCCAGCUCACGCCGCAGCAAAGCCAUCUGCCUGUCGUCAGGCCCGCGCAAGUCCCGGGGCCUGUACCCGCCCGCCCUGUGCCUGGCAGACGCUGACAGUGACACGUUCAGCAGCAGUCCCAGCAGUACACCCAUGGGUAGCCUGGAGUCUCUGUCCUCUCACUCAUCGGAACGAAACGGCUGCUCCAAAGCAACGUCUCCCUCACGCUCCAAACACAAGAUCUCAGGAAGCCUGUGCUGGACCACGCCCUCUCCGUCCUCCGACGGCCCCAAGAGCCCCGGCGGUACCACCAGUCCCGACUCCAGCUCCAAAGAGGACGCCGCUAAGACGGACGGCGAGUGGGAGGAGGCUCUGAGCGUCCUGCCGGAGUGUCCUUUAGCUACGGAGGAGAACACGGACGAGCCUGGAUCGAGACGCAUGUCUCGCAUGUCCUCCUGCUCCUCGCUCACCUCCCUCCACAUUUCUGAGGGAUUUAGGAGCUGCCAUGGUUCCGUUCAGAGUUUGGUUUCUCGCAGUAACAGAGACAGUUUAAAGUCGCUGACCGCACCAGAAGUUGCUCUUAAAGAAACACCCAAAUGCAGCCUGGACUCUACAGGAAGCAACGGAUACCAGAGACCCGGAUCUAUGGUGGCCAACAGAGCAGCUAUUUUCGAGAGUCCUGUGGUGUCUCAGCCUGCCCCUGCUGGAAGGGAAGCCAAAGCCAUGUAUUCCUGCCAAGCAGAACACAGCUAUGAACUCAGCUUCCCUCAGGGGGCGCUAUUCCUGAACGUGCACCCCUCGGUGGAACCUGGGUGGCUCCAAGGAACAUAUAAUGGCAGAACUGGACUCAUCCCAGAAAAUUACGUUGUGUACCACUAGCGGGGCCUGAAACUAAACGUAACAAGUCCAUGGCAUCCAUGGUAUUCAUUUCUCCAUAUAGGGACUGCUUUGUACAUUCAUUUUUACAUUAUGUAAAUAGUCGAAGUUGUUUUAACCUCAUCGUUAACAGUAGAGUCUAUUCUGUAUGUUCGUUUUAAAAAGUAUUAUUAUUUUAUGAUUUGUACUGACACUCCUUCGGCUCUGUAGGCUGUGAGGUGGUUUAUUUAUAGGUGGUGAUAAUGCAGACUGGCUCUGACCUGUUGAUCUGAUAAUGUGAGAGACAGAGGCACAUUACUGUGUGUGUCUAUGUGCCUCUUGUUAUUGUUCAAUCUCUAAUGAAGGGAAACUUGCAAUUAACAAACUGAUUAUUAUUAUUAUGGUACUGAUGUCAAGAUCUGAUGUGUUAGUAGUUUUAUUCUCAUUUGAAAAAGUAUUCCCACAUAUAACUUAUUUACCUUUUUUAGAAUGUAGUCAUUUUCUAUAUAUCAUUCGUUUAUAUGAGUCAAAAUUUGUUUUACUUAUGUCUGUUCCAGCUCAUUCUGGGAUAACAGUCUUGUGGGGCCAGACUUUAACAAUUAAGCUUAAGAGGGAUCUUACUCGGUCAGGACCAAACUCAGUUUCAAUUUUAUAAGCAGUUUAUUGCAUUCUGUGUUCCAGAUUCCCAUACUAAAUCACAUACAUACCAUAACAUACUAAAUAUUCAGUCUAAUUACGGCUCUACCAAAACUACCAUAGUUAAACAAUAUGUAGUGUGUGUAUUAGUGCAGUUUAGGGCGCCGGCAGUAUAUCACCUGCAUGAUUAAUGCUGCUUAUCCUAACUAUGAUUGUAGUCUCUCAUGGAUAAACAAAAGUGUUAAGUUGUGUCUUACAGGUACCACAGUACGUGCAGUAAAAUAAAUGUUACCUUUCAAACCUUUCAGUUGCUGUAGCAUUAGAAAGAUUAUCUGUACAUGUCAACGUGAGGAAUGGUGCCGUGUGCCCCUGCUGAUCAGAGUAAAUCGAGGCUAAAGAAAUUGGCCGUGAUGAACGUAAAAACACAAACACUACAUUCGUACUGAAGAUAAGGGAUGUACCGUUACCAUAAAUUCUAUGGUGGGCCUAUUUCUAACACAUUAAUCGAGAGUUUACUAAAGUUUGAGUCGUUUAAACAGUGCUGAGGUUUAUAGCCAACCUUUGUCAUG